Desarmillaria tabescens is the source of this 898-nucleotide messenger RNA. RefSeq lists its product as uncharacterized. The record is from RefSeq and is a predicted model, not a curated record. The transcript is spliced from 3 exons. The coding region runs from base 149 to 664 and encodes 171 amino acids. Lineage: Eukaryota; Fungi; Basidiomycota; Agaricomycetes; Agaricales; Physalacriaceae.
GAUUUGCAUUAUGCAAAACGAAAACCUGCCUGAGACAGCUCGGCAACCCUAGGCCGGCAAAUUUACGGCAACCUUGAUGGAUCUUUUUGCAUUUAGAUUCUGAAUCGCGACAUCGUGGCAGUAGCCAUACCACUCCUCUUCCUGUACUAUGAACAAAAGACGGCGGAUAUCGUUGCUGUCGUCGAAGCAGACAUCGACGUCCUUGGAACAAGUCAAGGAUAUCCCAGCCGGCGGUCUCGUAUGCAUUGCUUGUAAUCGUGCAAUUAACACGCGUACGUCGUGUGCAAUAUUAUGCUCAAGAUGUGGUUCUUCGACAUGUGUGAUAUGUUCCCGAAAAUGUACCGCACAUCGACCACCCUCGUCGCCACCGACAGCAUCUUUGUCGCCAUCCCGGUCAGCCCUAGCGCUCAAUGCACCCAACACAAAUCUGAUGACAACAACGACCACGAAUCCGCCUCCAUCUCCUCUGCCGCAAUCCCAUAAAAGGAAGAAACCCGCCGACAGCGACAGCGAGGUCGGUGGCAAAUCGGAGUCCAGGAAGGACGGCGACGGCGAGGAAGAAGUCACAAGCUGUGGGAGAGUGGUAUGUCGUAACUGUUGCGUUGAAAACGUUCAAAGCGAUACCACCACCUGCCUCGACUGUUUAGAACUUCAUUCCAGCUAAUGUGUGGAAUUCUCUUUUUAUUUGCAUCUACGUUCUCUAUCUCAGCAUCCAUCAAGUCCAUGUUAUACUAUCACUCAUGCGCACUGUAUCUCCUUGUAUUCCUUAAAUAUUCACAUGUUUAUCUUUUCCUGCUUCCUUGCGGUCAAUCUCAGAUACAAUCAAGUGUUUUGACGUGCUUCAGCUUUUUGCUGGUCAACGCUCUUCCCUAGGUGUGCCAUGAUACUUUCGUCAUCG